GUACGUAGCCCUCCGCGGGCCGCGCCGCACCAUGUUCCGCGGACCCCAGCGCUUCAUCAAGGUCUCGGUGGCGCCGGUCGCUACCCUGGCUGUUGCUCUGCUUUCGUCGGUCUCGCGCUGCUCCCUCCUGGAGCCGGAGGACCUCGCGGUUUCGGCGCUCAGCCCCUACUUCGGUACCAAGACCCGCUACGAGGAUGCCAACCCCGGGCUGCUGCCGGACCCCGAGGCGCCGCGGAGGGACCCCGAGCUGCUGGAGGACACGUGCACCCCAGUGCAGCUGGUGGCCCUCAUUCGGCACGGCACCCGCUACCCUACGGCCAAGCAGAUCCGCAAGCUGCGGCAGCUGCAUGGGCUGCUGCAGGCCCGCGGGCCGAGCGACGGGCGCGCUGGCUCCGCGGGCGGCCGGGACCUGGGCGCCGCGCUGGCCGACUGGCCGCUGUGGUACGCGGACUGGAUGGACGGGCAGCUGGUGGAGAAGGGGCGGCAGGACAUGCGACAGCUGGCGCUGCGCCUAGCCUCCCUCUUCCCGGCUCUCUUUAGCCUCGAGAACUACAGCCGCCUGCAGCUGGUCACCAGCUCCAAACACCGCUGCGUCGACAGCGGCGCCGCCUUCCUGCAGGGGCUGUGGCAGCACUACCAUCCCGGCCUGCCGCCACCCGACGUCGCAGACAUGGAGUGUGGACCUCCAAGAAUUAAUGAUAAACUAAUGAGAUUCUUUGAUCAUUGUGAGAAGUUUUUAACUGAAGUGGAAAAGAAUGCUACAGCUCUUUAUCAUGUAGAAGCUUUCAAAACUGGACCAGAAAUGCAGAACAUUUUAAAAAAGGUUGCAGCUACUUUGCAGGUGCCAGUCAGCAAUUUAAAUGCAGAUUUAAUUCAGGUAGCUUUUUUUACCUGUUCAUUUGACCUGGCAAUUAAAGGUGUUAAAUCUCCUUGGUGUGAUGUUUUUGACAUAGAUGACGCAAAGGUAUUAGAAUAUUUAAAUGAUCUGAAGCAAUAUUGGAAAAGAGGAUAUGGGUAUACUAUUAAUAGUCGAUCCAGCUGCACCCUGUUUCAGGAUAUCUUCCAGCACUUGGACAAAGCAGUUGAACAGAAACAAAGGUCUCAGCCAAUUUCCUCUCCAGUCAUCCUUCAGUUUGGUCAUGCAGAGACCCUUCUGCCACUGCUCUCUCUCAUGGGCUACUUCAAAGACAAGGAGCCCCUAACAGCUUACAAUUAUAAGGAACAGUUGCAUCGCAAGUUCCGGAGUGGCCAUAUCGUGCCCUACGCCUCGAACCUAAUAUUUGUGCUUUACCACUGUACAAAUGCUAAGACUCCUAAGGAGGAAUUUCGAGUGCAAAUGCUGUUGAAUGAGAAGGUGUUACCGUUGGCUUACUCCCAGGAAACUGCCUCCUUGUACGAGGAUCUGAAGGACCACUACAAGGGCAUCCUUCAGAGCUGCCAUGCCAGUGAAGACUGUGGAUUACCAAAGGUGAACAACGCGGCUGACGAGCUCUGA
Molecule: messenger RNA, 1495 nt
Organism: Lontra canadensis (Northern American river otter)
Lineage: Eukaryota; Metazoa; Chordata; Mammalia; Carnivora; Mustelidae
Gene: MINPP1
Product: multiple inositol-polyphosphate phosphatase 1
Exons: 5
Coding region: 32-1495 (487 amino acids)
Molecular function (GO): acid phosphatase activity; inositol phosphate phosphatase activity
Source: RefSeq, a predicted model, not a curated record